GAGCCAGAAAUUGGAAAGAGACUAGAUGUCCAUCAUCUGUUUUGAAUGGAUAAUAAAAUAUGGUGCAUUUACACAAUGGAAUAUUUUUUAGCUGUUAGAAAAAAAAUGUAAUUAUAAAAUUUGCAGAUAAAUGGAUGAGCUAGAAACAAUUAUCCUGAGUAAGGUAACCCAGACCCCCAAAGAUGAAUAUUGCAUGUUUUUUUCUUCUAUAUAGAUGUUUGCCUUUAAUCUUUAUACAUGUGUGUUUUAGUCCAAAUAACCACAGAGGUUACAGGACUGAUACACACAUGAAUUCACGGAGGCUCUGACAGUAGGCACAAGACCUGCUGAGGCUUAAAACAGACAAAAUCCCAGCACUGAGAAGGACAAAUGGACACAAACUCCCACCCCUAGCCAAGACGCUAUGUGCAAUUGAUAUCUGCUGGGAAAGGGAUUGUCAGUUUUCUCCAGGGGAGUGUCACUGGGUGUAUUAACUACAUUUCAGGUCAAGGCCCCACGUGAGGGAGUAACUGACCAACACAAAACAGAAUCCACUUGCAUUUAUGUGUGUGUGUUUUGUUUUGAUUCUUUUUUUUUUUCUUAUUAGCUUUUGUUUUGAUUUUUAAAUUUUUUGGUUUGGGGAUCAUUUGGGUGAGGGAGAGAGAAAAACAUGAAGUUGAGUGAGUAGGGAUUAGGGAAGAAUUUGGUGAGGAGAAGAAUAUAAUCAAAGUACACUAUACAAAAAAUUUAAAUUAAAAAUCAUAAAUAAAAGGAGGUAAGAUUCUGAUGUUAUAUGAAGGUUAUCAGACACUCUAGGUUCUUUAAAGAAAGACGAUUUACUAGUCAAAGUCUUUGUUUUUUAAACAGACUCAUACAGCACGGGCUGGCCUUGAACUUGAGUUAGGUUGGGGAAUCGCUGAAAGAAGACGUCAGACUCAGGUAGUAUGCAAAAGCAAGGAGUGUUUAUACUGCAGAAAUUGCCAGCAUGCUGUGCGCACCCAGACUCAACGUAAAGACGGGAUUUCUCUGGUGUGGUUAGGUAAUCUUUUCAUUGAUUGGUUGGUGCUGAUCUAGGGGAUGCGGGGACUUGGUGUAGUACCCAGGUAACAAGGUGUGCCCAGGUAACAAUAUCAUUUUGACUUAGCUAAACGAAGCAUAUCUAGCUAACCUUUGAUUGGGCAAGUGCUUGAGGACUUUUCAAAGCGGUCACUAAAUUAUUGUCUCUAAUUUUCGGGGGGGGGGGUAUUGAGUUAUUGUAUCUUGUUUCAAUAGACUGCAGUUUUGUUUUCUGAGAAAAGGAAACUCAGGCUUGUUCAGUUUGAAGCCAAUUUUGAAACCUGUCAGCGAGUCAAACCGGCUUAUUAAAAACCAGUCCCCUCUCUUGCAAGGUAGCCCAGACCGGCUUUGAACGCCUGACCCUCCUGCCUCUACCGCCCAAGUUAUGAGAUUACAGUCACUAGGUAACGUUAUCAGCCAACAGUCAUUACCCUAACCGUUUAAAAAGGAGGCUCCUCUCUAGAAAAACUACCGGGAGUAAAGAGGGAACCGCAGGAAUAAGAAAUAGGCAAUAGAUCAGAGCGAGGGGCCAGAAGACUUGCUGGCCACCGGUGCCCUCCCACUGGGGCGGCCGCGCUGGAGGAGAAAGGAAGCACACAUGUUCAGUCCAGAGUGAGAGAAAUAAAGAUGUUUGCUCUUGGUGUGUGUGCUUUUCUCCAUUUUAAACGUCUCUGUAAAACAAAAUCGAAAUACAUAUCCAACCAAAGCCCUUCCAUUGUCGUUCUAAAGUCAAGGAAGGGGCCUGGGAGCCCCGGUCUCCAUUACGCCCAUGGUGGCUCACAACCGUCUGUAUCUAACUUUGUCAAAAUGUUCCUUCAGGCCCGGCCCAGGCUGCGGGCGGGAGGUCAGAGAAGCCGCGCCUGCUGCCACGUCUGCUCGUAGCUUUCGUUUUCUGUGCGUCCUUCCUGUGCAGAGGCCUCAGAAUGAGGCCUUCGGAGACCCAGGAUCUGAGCCUCUCGAGCGGUCCGCUGUGCUUUCCGUGCGCCUGCGUCUUGCCGGCGUAGACCCAGAGUGAAGCCCUGGAGACCCGAGACCUGAGCCUCUGAGGGCUGGACCGUGUCUCGUCCGAUCCAGUUUUCUGGAGGUCUCCUGCGAGGACAGGUGACAGUCUGAGCCACCGUGAGUGGGAUGGGCCUGCGACUGCCCAGUAGUGCCUCUAUUGCAAGAACUCUGAAGGCAAUGAAGAAAGCCUGCAGAGAUGGUGUCGGCUUCUCACGGUUCGAGGAACCCUGCUGAGUGGAUGGAAGCCGGGUGAGAGCUUGGCUGCCGAGUUGCUGAGCAUGGCGCUGGGUCCUGUGUCCGCCGAGGUCAUUCACCAGGUGGAAGAGUGUCUUGACGAGGAAGAGAAGGAGAUGAUGCUCUUCUUAUGUAGAGAUGUGGCCGAAAACCUGGCUCCACCUAAUGUCAGGGACCUCCUAGGGAGCUUGAGUGAGAGAGGCCUGCUGUCUUUCGCUGCCUUGGCUGAACUGCUCUACAGAGUGAGGCGCUUUGACCUGCUCAAGAGGAUUCUGAAGACUGACAAAGCGACUGUGGAGGCUCACUUGAGCAGAAACCCUCACCUUGUUUCUGAUUAUAGGGUGCUGAUGAUGGAAAUUGGUGAGAGUCUGGAUAAAUCUGAUGUGUCCUCAUUAGUCUUCCUUACAAGAGAUUACACAGGCCGAGGCAAGGUGGCCAAGGACAAGAGUUUCUUGGAUCUGGUGGUUGAACUGGAGAAACUGAGUCUGAUUGCUUCGGAUCAGCUGACUCUAUUAGAAAAGUGCCUGAAGAACAUCCACAGAAUGGACCUGAAGACAAAAAUCCAGAAGUACACUCAGGCCGGUCAAGGAACAGAGUCGAAUAUGAAUUCUCUCCAGGCUUCUCUCCCAAACUUGAGUAUCAAGGAGUCUUUAUAUAAUUCAAGGCUCCAGAAUGGGAGAAGUAAAGAACAAAGAUUUGUGGAACACCUUGGCAUUCAAAGAAAACCAGUGAAGACAUCCAUUCAGGAAUCAGGAGUGUUUCUGCCUCCGCACAUACAUGAAGAGAGUUACAGGAUGCAGAGCAAGCCCUUGGGGAUCUGCGUGAUCAUCGAUUGCAUUGGUAAUGACACAGCAUAUCUGAAAGAGACCUUCGCUUCCCUGGGCUAUUAUGUCCAGCCUUUCUUGUUUCCCCAUGCAAAAGAUAUAACACAUAUUCUCCGCCGAUUUGCCCGCCUGCACCAACACCAGUACUAUGACAGCUUUGUUUGUGUUCUGGUGAGCCGAGGAGGCUCCCAAGGCAUGAUGGGUGUGGACCCGGCUCACCCGGGUUUCUCCUUGGAUCAUGUCAAGAGCAUGUUCAUGGGAGACAUGUGCCCUUCUCUCCGAGGGAAACCCAAGCUCUUUUUCAUUCAGAGCUAUGAGGUGUUAGGCGGCCAGAUGGAAGAUGGUAGCUUGGAGGUAGAUGGGCCAGCAAUGAAGAAUAUGGACUCUAAGAUCCCGUGUCCCGGCUCCUGCACCAUUCACCGAGAAGCCGAUGUCUUCUGGAGCCUGUGCAGAGCGGACGUGUCCCAGCUGGAGCGGCCCUCCAGCUCGUCCUCUGUGUACCUGCAGAACCUCUCCCAGCAGCUGGAGCGAGAAAGGAGACGCCCACUUGUGGAUCUCCACGUUGAACUCAUGGACAAAGUGUAUGCCUGGAACAGCAGAGUGUCUCCUAAGGAGAAGUACUAUCUCAGCCUGCAGCACACUCUGAGAAAGAAGCUCAUCCUGUCUCGUACAUGAAAGCACGCAGCCUUCCGGGUUCUUGGUAUUCCGUCCAGGGUGGCUUGGAGCUGGCAAAGCUCUUGAUUGCUUGGGAGAAGGAAGGUUAUACCUGCUUCUGGUUCUGGUGGAAGCCCUUCUUCCCGACUCUCCUGUGCACAGACAUCAGCCCUAAACACCUGCUGUGGAGCGUGUCACUCCAGCCACCAAGCCUUCCCCACUCCAGUGGGUUGAGUCCUCCAAAACUGAGGGAAAGCAGACUUCUCCUUAAGUUCCUGUGUUAGACGUUUUGGCGCAGUGCAGGGAAUGGUAAGACAUAAACCUGUUGUUUUUUUAGGUUUACUCUACCAAGUAAUACCAAGCUAGUAUAAGAGUGGAUAGUCAAUGGUCCAAGUGACACUUGAGUGUAACUUAAGGAGAUUUGCCUGAGUUUGUCAUCUAACUGGGCAAAUUGUUCCUAUGUCCAGAGUGUAUACAUCUAAUCAUUUAGUAAAUUAUUAGCUUGUUAAGUUAUUAGACAUACCUAUUGCUUCAGGAACUAUGGGUCUCUGGCAUUGAGGAUGAACUCUCAUAUUUGUCUUUAAUUUUUGUAACCUAGCCGUCUAUAUUAUUUUUUUAAAAAACAUUUUAUUAUAUAUGUUUAAUAUUUACAAUAUGAUGUUUUGGAACACAUAAAGAUGGAAAAAUUUUACUAGUGAGCAAGGGAGAGUUGGCCCUCCCCCUCACUGGCUGCAGCACUCAGGAGAACAGUCCACACCUUGCCUGGGCAGCAUGUUAGAGCUGGCCCCGAGGGCAGAAGAGUGGGAGAGCUUGCCCUGGUGGCUCUGGUGCAGGAGAGUGGGUAGGCUUACCAACUCACUACCACCCAGGGUUUUGAGAUGGCCUACCCCAUCUGUGAACUGUUGGAGCAUGUAAAGGGGCCAGUCCUGCGGAACCAAAGCUGCAGGAUCUCCAUGACACAGGGCAUCCUAGAGGAGUCCCCGUGAGGAGCCAGAGGCCUCCAACCAGACUAAUGACUGUUUGCAAUCAACAUUUGCAAGUAAAGAUGUGUGGACAAAAGAGUUUAAUGUGAGGCACACUGUGAUACAUCAACAGUUUCUAUGGAGAUGCUUUUACUUUUACUUUUAUUUUUUGUUUUCGUUGGUAAGGGGAGGUUGCAAGGGUGGAGGGUAGUUAUAGAGGGAUGGGGAGAUGAGUGGGAUUGGGGUGCAUGAUGUGAAAGUCACAAAGAAUCAAAAAGUUUUAAACAAAGAAAAAAUAGUAAUAAUAGUGAAACAGAUUAGCUUAUUUAUAAUUUCAUAUAGCUAACUUUUUUAUGGCAUAAGUGAAAACCUUUACUUAUUUAUUAAACACUUUUGAAACAAAUCUGACAACAUGAAAGAAAAAUCCAGCCAUAUUAGUACUAGGGCAGGUGAGGUCAAAGUAUCACAAGUUCUGAGCUCAGUCUAGCUAUGUAAUGAGGUUGUGUGUGUGUGUGUGUGUGUGUGUGUGUGUUUGUGUGAGAGAGGGGGAGAGAGAGGAAUUCUAACAGUGAUUUUAUCAACUGCUAUAAAAUAUGGUUAUGUUACUUCUGUGUACUCUUGAGCAAUCUAAUAAUCUAAUCUCUAUCUGCAUUUAAGAAUAGUAAUCAAGGAGAUAGCGAGUUGGCUCAGCUGUUAAGAGCACUGGCUGCUCUUCCAGAGGUCUGAGUUCAGUUCACUGCACCCACAUGGUGGCCCACAACCAUCUAUAAAGGAAUCUGAUGCCCUCUUCUGGCAUGCAUGCAUACAUGCAGCAGAGAACUCAUAUGCAUUAAACAAACAAAUAAUAUAAACAGACAAACAAAAACAAAUGAGAAAAAGAAUAGAUCCUCGAGGUUCAGGGAUCUGUUUGGAAGAGGAGGCAGGAAGAUUCUAAGAGUUAGAGGUAGUGGGUGACUCCAAGGAAGCAGCAUCUUCUAGACACAGCAGGACCCACGUACAUAUGAAUCACAGAGACCAUGACAGCACAUACAAGAUCUGCACGGGUUCAAACCAGACACAAUCCCAGCGCUGAGAAAGGAUGUGAGUACCGGCCUGGUGACCUCUGCACUAUGCAAGCUGUUUAUCCUUUGUUUAUCUCAGUCAAUCUACUGCUCUGCCCUCCCUUAGGUCCUUUUCAGGUGCACUGUUACCUUGAGCCUCCUUCCUCAGUUAACCCAGAGGGCCCAUCUUCAUGGAAGAUGUUGCUUCUACCUUACAAGAGUUUUGACAUGACUACAGCAAGCUUUCUUUUUGCACACAGGGGGUUAAGUUAUUAGAAAUACCUAUUGCUUCAGGAACUAUGGGUCUCUGGCAUUGAGGAUGAACUCUCAUAUUUGUCUUUAAUUUUGGAACUGUCACAAGGAAACUUUUUUUUUCCCCCAAAUUCUGCUGUGCUUAAAAUGUGACUGAAAUAAACUGUCUGUUGUUAGACUCUCGAAGUUUGAACCAGCAGCAGCAACUAGGUUGUGUUGAACUGGACUUCCUUCUUGCCUCUCUUGGAUUAACACUCUGUUGUUUGUAGAGUUUGCAGAGACCCCCACAAAGGGGGAAGUGGAGGCAAAGUCCCUCUCAGCUAAGAAGCUAUGUGCAAUAGAUACCUGUUGAUAAAGGGAAAUAAUUUUUCUCCAGUAGAGUACCACUGUGUAUAUCAGCCACACUCCAAGGCAGUCCCCAAGCCCAGGAGUACUUGGCCAGCAACAAAAUGGAUUUUGUGUGUGUGUGCAAGUGUGCACACAUGUACUUUUUUUGUCUUUUCACUGAUUUUUUUUUCUUUUUGGUUUGUUUGUUUGCUUCCAUUUUCAACUUUUUCUCUUUCUGUUUUGAGAGAGAGUGAGAGAAGUUGCAUGGGUUAGGGAGGUGAGAGGAUCUGGGAAGAUUAUGGAAGAGUACCUCACAGGACUGUUUCAAGGACAGCAUGUAGGGUUCUCUACAGCCAUUUUUUUUUUUUUUGCGCUACACCCUUUUAACAUUAGUUGUGUCAUUAGACCACACAACGAAGGGUCUGUUUUAAAAGGGCUGAGUCAAGCAUUGAUAAAGUUGAUGGGAUUUGGCAGGUUGAGAGAGAGAAGAGGAUGAGCAAAGAGAAGGAGCAGAUGGGGAAGAUGCACAGGAAGCUUAGCAGCUGUGGGUCUAGCUUGCAGCUGGAAUGGGUAGUGGUGGGUGGUGAACCACAGGUGAAUGUGGUCCCAAUGUGGAGAACUUUGAAGGCCCCACGUUUCUCUUACAGCUAAUUGUCAUGUAAGAUAUUUCCCUUACUUUAAUAGUGGGAUCUUUGACUCCUUCUUUGUUGCUUUUGUUCACAGCAUGAGGUUUCUUGUUUUUCACUGAGUGUGGUUCCUACUGAAAUAUUUUAGACAUACUGAAAGAUAAUUAUGUAAGAAGACAAUGGAUGCCCAGCUUAAAUAAAAUACCCUAAAUAUGUGUAUGGAUACUCUUAAUAUAGUUCUUUAAGGCAUUGACCCUAAGUGUUGAAGUGAUAGGUGUCCUAAAACAUUUCAAACUAGUAGUUAGCCAAGUAUUUAGUUGAGUACAUAGUCAUGAUGGGCUACCAACUGAAUGAAAUUUUAUGUCACUAUUAAGAUCAUAUGUCCAAGCAGCCAGCUGACUCUGUCAUUUCCAUAGUUUUAGUAACUGCUUGUCUGCACUUCCUGCUGACUCAGCUAAUAUUUAUUUCCUUCUCAAGUUUCUAAUGGGGUUGAAGGCUAAAUAGUUACAUUCUUACAGUUAAGUUAAGCUGUUUAGGUUCUGACAAGAUGUUUUUAGAUGGGUAGUACUAGUAAGGAUAGAAAAUGAUGUAGGUAUAGAACUCUGAACUCACAAAGAGAGGAUAAAUUCUAGAGUACUGUCUCCUAAGUUGCUGCAUGCAAAUGUAAUUGCUACAUGAUGAUUUUCAUAUUUGUUUUUAUUGUAUGUUGUGUGUUGCUGUAAGAGGAAGAGAUUUUUGGAGGAUUGGUAUUGUGCUGCUAAUGUAUUUAAUUGUUAAUUACUGGUCCCCCAAUUUCUGGUUAUACCCCAGACAAACAUAUUCUCAUGUAUACCAAGCGAUGCUGUGUUACUUUGCUCCCCAAUCAUCCCUGAUUGGUUAAUAAAGUUGCUGACAGCCUGUGCUGGGCAGAGGAGAGGUAGGUGGAGCUACGGUUUUGGGCUUGUUAGUCUCAGAAGGAGGCAUGAGGACUAGGAAGAAGAUGGAGAAAGAGGACAUGACCUGAUGGAGCAGAUCCAGCCCAAACAGGACGACGUAUUAACAAGUAACUUAGGGUGUAUAGUUGGGAGACAGCAAAAUAGCUUAGAGGUUGGUAUCUGCCCAGCUCCAGUGCUUUAGAUUUAUAAAAUAAA
Meriones unguiculatus (Mongolian gerbil) is the source of this 8086-nucleotide messenger RNA. It is a transcript of the gene Cflar, whose product is annotated as CASP8 and FADD like apoptosis regulator. The record is from RefSeq and is a predicted model, not a curated record. Lineage: Eukaryota; Metazoa; Chordata; Mammalia; Rodentia; Muridae. The coding region runs from base 2316 to 3770 and encodes 484 amino acids. The transcript has 11 exons. Gene Ontology annotation, biological process: proteolysis; negative regulation of extrinsic apoptotic signaling pathway via death domain receptors. Gene Ontology annotation, molecular function: cysteine-type endopeptidase activity; protein binding.